AUGGGAAAGACUGUCCAAGAAAGUAAGGCCAACCCCAUGGGGGACCGUAGCAAUGAAUUGCAUGCUCUUACACGUGCAGAGGAAGAAGCCUGCAACAAAGCAAUGAAGAAGGCAGCAAUUGAAUAUUGUCAGGAUUCCAUGAAAGAAUUCGUUCAAUGUAGUAAGGAGCAUAAUGUGACAGUAAUGUGGACAUGCAGAGAUAAGCUCAAGACAAUGAAUAAUUGCCUCAAAGGACGUACUUCUCGUGAAGAACUCGAUAAACUCAAAUUGGAAAAACUGAUGGCCAAGCGCGCUGAAUUGGCAAAGUAG
This is a messenger RNA of Phycomyces blakesleeanus NRRL 1555(-), 309 nucleotides long. RefSeq lists its product as hypothetical. The transcript has 3 exons. Bases 1 to 309 code for a protein of 102 amino acids. NCBI's taxonomy places the organism in Eukaryota, Fungi, Mucoromycota, Mucoromycetes, Mucorales, Phycomycetaceae. The record is from RefSeq and is a predicted model, not a curated record.